AUGAAGAUAAAAAAAGAGAAAAUUCGAUACAUUCUUCAGUACCACUACGACCAAAGGGAAAAAGCGGAGCAAGCGGCCAAAAAAAUUUGUGCUGUUUAUGAACCCAAUACAGUAUCGAAUGUAACAGCAAAGCGGCAGUGGUUCCAACGAUUCCGUUCUGGUAAUAUGAACGUCGAAGAUGAGACACACUCUGGUAGGCCAAUCGUCGGAAAUGUCGAUAAAAUCAUGGAAAUCGUCGAGUCGGACCGGCAUGCGAGCACUUAUUCCAUUGCCCAGGAACUGAAGAUUAGCCAGAAAACCGUUUGGAACCAUUUGCAUAAGGCUGGUCUCAAAAAGAAGCUCGAUGUAUGGGUGCCACAUGAAUUGACGCAAAAGAACCUUUUGGACCGAAUUCAUGCCUGCGAUUCUUUGCUGAAGCGUAAUGAAAUCGACCCUUUUUUGAAGCGGAUGGUGACUGGCGAUGAAAAAUGGGUCACAUACGAGAACAACGGGCAAAAGAGAUCGUGGUCCAAGCGCGGUGAGCCGGUCAGAAACGAUCGCCAAGCCUAG
Molecule: messenger RNA, 549 nt
Organism: Harpegnathos saltator (Jerdon's jumping ant)
Lineage: Eukaryota; Metazoa; Arthropoda; Insecta; Hymenoptera; Formicidae
Product: histone-lysine N-methyltransferase SETMAR
Exons: 1
Coding region: 1-549 (182 amino acids)
Biological process (GO): DNA transposition; DNA integration; DNA double-strand break processing
Cellular component (GO): site of double-strand break; nucleus; condensed chromosome
Molecular function (GO): DNA topoisomerase binding; single-stranded DNA endonuclease activity; histone H3K4 methyltransferase activity
Source: RefSeq, a predicted model, not a curated record